Molecule: messenger RNA, 2117 nt
Organism: Pseudovirgaria hyperparasitica
Lineage: Eukaryota; Fungi; Ascomycota; Dothideomycetes; Acrospermales; Acrospermaceae
Product: TIM44 subunit of mitochondria import inner membrane translocase
Exons: 2
Coding region: 88-1740 (550 amino acids)
Biological process (GO): protein import into mitochondrial matrix
Cellular component (GO): mitochondrial inner membrane
Molecular function (GO): protein-folding chaperone binding
Source: RefSeq, a predicted model, not a curated record
CCCUCACAUACACUGUGGCUGUUGCACCAAGUUUACAUAUCAGCUGUAGGUAGACCACUACUAUCAUCAUUAAUUUUCGAAAGGAGCAUGCGAAACUUCUCCAUGGGCCUUGCGCCGCCUCACCUCGCAAGUGGCGCGUCUCGAGCUCCGUCCUCCUUUCUUCGCAAUGCCAUUAUUCACAGGAGAUAUUCCGUGACUGCUAUACCAAUUCGACCUACCGACCGACUUAGAGGGUUAACGACCAAAACCCCCUCAUCUAGCCUUAGAUUUCUCAAGCCACUCGCUCUUUCCUGUCCUCUCUCAAUCCAGUCCACAUUGUUACCAAAUUUCAGAUUAUAUUCCCGGUCUUCUCGGGACGCCCAGGGACAAACUGACUUACCGAAGAACUCGCCUAGUGAAGGAGAUCGCACCGCCAAGGCAGACAACACGGCCAAGGAUACUGCUAUUCCCAAGUCACCAGGAGGGGACUUCAAGGCUGAAGGAGAGACAGGGAAAGAAGAAGCCAGAAAAGAGGAAGAAAAAUCUGAUGAUAAGGAGAAGAAGAAAGAAGAGCCUCCACCACCUCCGCCUCAUGGUGAUAAGACGCCAUGGCAAGUGUUCACUGAGACGCUGCGAUCUGAAUUCAAGGCGUCUAAAGAGUGGAACGAGUCCACCAAAGCUUUACAGUCCGGUAUGGACGACUUUACUGCGAAUCCUAAUGUCCAGAAAGCGCGGACUGCAUACACACAGAGUAAAGACGCAGCUUCUACAGCGACUUCAGCGGCGUUCAGCAAGACAGGCAAGGUGCUGGGACACGGUGCUGCUUGGACGUGGGAUACAACAGUUAUCAAAGGUGUUAGACAGGGAGUGAAUGCUGCUGGACGGGGAAUUGAAAAGGCCACGCGACCUGUUCGGGAAACAGAGGCUUUCAAAAGCGUCAAGAAUACGUUAGACGAUGGAAGCUCGUCGCGCUAUGGUGGAUGGACGGAGAAAGAAGAGCGUAGAAAAAGACGAGAGCUACGGGAACUCAACGAGCUCCAAAGGACUGGCGGACGCCGGUUGGAGAAGAUGGAAGAAGACGCUGAAGCAGGCACAAAUGUGACGCUCCACAAAGAUGCUAAAUGGAAUGCGAAAUGGAGCGAGUUUAAAGACUCCAGUCGUGUUAUGCAAGGCUUUUUCUCUAUGAAGUCGGCCUACAAUGAAUCAGAAAACCCAUUUGUUGCAACUGCGCGAGGAAUUUCUGAUCGCAUCGCUGGAUUUUUCGCCGAGAACGAAACUGCUCAGGUUAUCAAGAAGUUUCGCGAGAUGGAUCCGAACUUCAAAAUGGAGCCUUUCCUCACAGAAAUGCGAGAGUACAUAUUGCCAGAGGUUCUGGAUGCAUAUGUCAAAGGUGAUAUCGAGACUCUAAAGCUAUGGCUCUCUGCAGCCCAGUAUCAGGUGUAUGCUGCACUCAUGCAGCAGUAUACCACUGCAGGACUCAAGUCUGACGGCCGAAUUCUGGAUAUAAGGAACGUAGAUGUACUGUCAUCACGGAUGGUCGACCCAGGCGACGUUCCUGUAUUUAUCGUCACCUGCCGGACUCAGGAAGUGCACGUUUACAAGAAUGCGAAAUCCGGAGACUUGGCGGCUGGACAAGACGACCGUGUCCAACAAGUCACAUAUGUUAUCGGCAUGACGCGGUUACCUGACGAGGUUAGUAACCCGGAGACGAGAGGAUGGCGAAUGAUUGAGCUGCAUAAAAGUGCACGGGACUAUCUAUGAACUCCUACGUCAACUUCAAAUUGUACUACUACCACUGAGGAGCUACCACAGGCCUAAAUGGUCUGGCCCGGCGCGGUUUGUCUUGUGUGUGGGCCGUUCGAUGUGCAUAAAUACUUGGCGUCUUUCUCAAAAGCAAGGCAUUUCACAGCGUUUUCUUGUACUCAUAUGCCGCCCGCUCGAUAAUUGUGUUGUACAUGGGAGUAGUAAGGCUUCUUAGUAUCUUCUUGUAUCCUACCUUCUUGCUCAGAGGGUAUCAUUACGUUCCCCACUCAUGUCUGUACAUAUACCACCAAAAGACCAACGCUGCAGGGGCUGGGGUGAUGAAGAGCUUCUACGCAGGAUUUAAUAUAAGCCAGUCAUUGAAUCAUUGAUCCAUC